UCAAACCAAACUAGUCAGGUAGCAAACAGACCAGCUGUGAGUUCAGGCUGAAGAAGAGAGGAAACGAUCUUCACCGAGUUUCUGCAGGAUCUUUUAAUCUUCUUUAAAUCAGCAGUUUCUCCUUUUCUCUGCGUUUUUCCAGCCAUGGAUAAAAACAAGAGCACUGAAGCCAUUUAUGAAAACCCACAGGAGCUGGAAGAAGGGAAGAAGGAAAAACCGAGCUGCUCCUUCCAGCUGCUGUCGUUGGGGAUUCUUUCCGUCCUGCUGCUGGCGAGCAUCGCCUUCAUCGCCUGGAUCAGCGUCGACAUGAUGAGCCAUAAGGAAAAGCUGGACGGUCUGAAGAGAGAGAACAAGCGUCUGAAUAUUAAAAAGAGUCUUCUGGAAAACGUGACGGAGCAGCUGAUCGGGGAGCGGGACGACCUGAAGAGGGCGCUGCAGGUCAUCCUGAUGCACGACAACUUCCCAGUGAACCAGUUCUGCCCAGACAAAAAGUGUCUGCCGUGCCAGAAGAGUUGGGCGAGUUUACUGGAAAAGUGCGACCAGUUUUAUGACCAACAUUCAGGCCAGAACCCUGGGAAAGGAGCCCGACUGUACUGUCAAAACACGUCCGCAGACCUGGUGGUCGUUGAUGACGUCAAAGAACAGAGUCCUGCCAGUAAUCAUGAGAUGAAUUUCUGCUUGUUGGGCCAAACCGACAACAACUGGCUCUGGAUCGAUGGGCAAAAUGAGAGUCUUGGGUUCUGGAUGAGCGGAGUGGUUUGGUUCUCUGGUCCAUACGCCACGGUGAUAACAUGGUGGAAAUCCUCAGCGACGUUUUUCACUCCAACGUCUCUGUUUGGAAACGGCUUCAGCUACGGUAAAAAAGACGUUUGCUCUCAUUUCCGUCUGCUGCUGCUGGUGUUGGGGGUAACCUUCAUCCUGCUGGCGGUGAGCAUCAGCUUCAUCACCUGGAAGUGCCGGCUGUGUCCGGACGGAUGGUUCUGGUUCCAGGAAAAGUGCUACUGGUUCAGGAACGACACCGAGCUGAACUGGGAAGAAAGUCGUCGUUGUGCGGGCCGCUGCAGGGUUCGUGCGUCUUUGUUGCUCCCACUGUUGCUACGGUCGGCGGCUACAUGUCGGCUUGUGGGUUUGGUCGACUCGUCUGCGAUCGCUUUCAUCAGUUACCUCAGCAGCAGCUUCUACUGGCUGGGCCUGCARAACAUMGACAGCAGCUGGGUCUGGAUCGACGGAUGUAGAGACACUUUAGGGUUUUGGAUGAAUGAUCUCAACCCGUUGGGUUCGUUUGCGGAGGUUUUGGCCUGGAGGAAUCUGACUGACAGCUGGCUGCCGACAACAUCUACGACCUUCAGCAAGGUCGUCUGAGCAGGAAGCCUYCAGAGUUUACAUUUAAAGAGUUUCUCAGUCUUCACCAGGAUGUUUACACCAUCUAAACUGAAACAUCAGAGUUUAAAGUUUCUUUGUUUUAUAUUAAGUAUCUUCAUUGGUGGUUUAAAUGACCUCAUUUGCUGAUUCGAGGAAAUAAAUUGGCUAUUGAUCAGUUCAUGAUCAUGUAAAAAAUAUAUCUGCAUUGUUUUAAAAAAUGUUUUUUUCCUGUUUGUCACUACAACUAAAAUAUGUAUUCAAUAGUAAUAAACAGUAAAAUUAUGACAGAAAAAAUAAUUUUAAAGAAUCUCAGAAUCUAAAACUGUUGAUUUUGAUGUGGAAUAAAUGUAUCUGUUAAAACAGUAAAUUGAACAAUAAUUUUCUGAUUUGUAUUCAUUUUUAGUGUAGGGAAAACAUUUUCUUUUCCAGUAAAACAUUUACACCAGCACCAUUUUUAAACUCUAAAGUAAACAAUGAUAAUGUCGUCUAAGCGUGAAAGAAAAAUGUUUUACCUUUAAUUUUACAGUGGAUUUGUUUCAACCAGCAUUUUACUGUACAAUUUACUGUUUUUACAGUGUACGGCUUGAUGUACUCAUAGUUUUCAGUACAUUUUUAAAUCUGUGAUUAAAUUUAAAUAUGUGAACAUUAUUUGUCCUUUUGAAAAUCCUUCAUGUUUUGGGCUUUUAUGAGAAUUUAACAAAACUCUCUGAAGGCAGAAAACAGAAACAUCUGAUGGACUGAAGCAUGUUAAUGUUCUGUAGGUGUUUUUAUACUAAUAUCUCAAUGUUUUAGUCUUUUCUACUAAAGUCUAGAAAAGAAAAAUCKAAUCUAAUGUAGCAGAGCUGCUCCAASCUGCUGCCACCAGGGGGSGCUAUUCUAUAGGAUUUGUUUUAUCAACAGUUUGGUGGAGGGAAAACCUCUUGUACUUCAUAAAACCUAAAGUAAGUCAGAUUAAACUUUAUCAUCACAGCCCUGAAGUGAAUAAAAAAAAGACUAAAUUUAAAUAUUUUUUUAUUAUUAUAU
This is a messenger RNA of Poecilia reticulata (guppy), 2385 nucleotides long. The record is from RefSeq and is a predicted model, not a curated record. NCBI's taxonomy places the organism in Eukaryota, Metazoa, Chordata, Actinopteri, Cyprinodontiformes, Poeciliidae.